Molecule: messenger RNA, 2716 nt
Organism: Geodia barretti
Lineage: Eukaryota; Metazoa; Porifera; Demospongiae; Tetractinellida; Geodiidae
Source: the annotation of a GenBank genome assembly
UAGUGACGUAAUCACCAUCGCCCUCGUCGUGCCGCCAUUCCAAUACCGUCAUACCGUGAAACACCGCACGAGGAAAUUUGAAAAUAGUCGGCGCCUCGGCGGCCUUCUCUCCCGUUUCAACUAACCCAGUCAGGCUUAUUUUCCAUCUUCACCGAGCAAAAAAAUAUUCCUGAGAGCGUGUAAGAUGGCCUCAAGAAGAAAGAGCAAGCGGCGACUGGAAGAGCUGCAGGAGCCCCAGGGCGACGUAAGGCGGAGUCCUCGACUUCGGGAGCGGUACAGUCGAGAGAGGAGUGAGGGACCAGCACUUCUGACUGUGACCCAGUCUGUCACGUCACGGCCUGCCCUGAGUGGUUACAUGAAGGAGUUGGAGCAGCAGAAUGCCAGUAUCCUCAAUGAGAGUGGCCAGAGUGUUCCUGCAUACUUUGACCUAGGGCAAGAUGACACUGGUUCCAGACAUUCAGGUGACAGUAGGGAAGAGAUAGAUGCUGUUUCGGGUCAACCUUUCGGUACUCCCGACCCUCAACAUCUCUAUGGUCUAGAUGAGAGUGAGGAUGAGGACUUUGAGUCACAAACUCGGAGUGUGUCUCCACCUCCUGCCACUCCUUCACGUGAAGGUGACCGGAGAGGAGUGUUGGGUAUGGUGGUAGGUGGUGUGGUGAGUGUCCUGUUCAAACUGGGCUCUCUCCUCUAUCUGACUGCAACUGCAGUCCUCUGCCUUGACGUCAUUAUACUUCACAGGUGCUAUAUGGUGUUUACUGCAGUAACAUGUUGGAGCACCCACGCAGCAUCUAGGCCAUGGCUAAGGUUCUGGGUCCUGCCAGUGGUGCUCAUCUCUCUCAUUGCUGCUAUGAUUGGAGGUGGUUUGGUGCCAACAACUGCAGAUUCUCCUCAGUUCAACAUCACUGGUGCUGACCUGGACAGACUCCGCUCUGAGAUCGCUGCCUCUAUUAGGAGCACACUCUCCAAAGACGUUCACCAUCAUGUGGCGGAACAUGUUGACAAGGUGGUGAAGGAAUGGGUAGAGAGCAGACUGACAGAGGAACGGAAUGCAUCACAAGAAGGUUUACAGCAGUUGAGGACUGAAUCUGAUCAAAAGGGAAUAGAGCUGUCGAGAGUUCUGUCAGAGGUGGAGAGUCAGGAGACGAGACUGGUUGAGAUGUGGAAUCAGUCUCAGUCCACGUUCAUCACUGAGGCCAUUGCUCUCCAGAUGGUCCAGCUCCACAUACAGCAACAGCUCAACUCUGCCAAACAAGAGUGGCUGAAACUGGUUCCUCAAGAGAUGUCUUCAGUGACUGAGUCAGUUGAUAGCCUGAGGAAAGAACUGUCAGCAAGAGACAAUCAACUCUCAAAGAAGCUAUUGGCUCUGGAGAGGUUGGUGGAAGACAACAACACUACAGCCACAGAGUCCCUCCUGCAACUGAUACUCGAGCUCCAGACAGCCUCUGCCUCAAUCAGCGACCUAACAAAGGGGGCAGACUCACAGACGAGUCAGCUGGCAUCAAUAAAGUCGGAGGUGGCACGGCUGAAGUCAGUGGAGGAGGAGGAGAGGAAGGAAGUGGUGGAGAGACUGGAGUCACUAGAGGGGGCCAGGCUGGGGAGAGAGGACCUGGCCACAGCCUUCCAGGAGGAGAUGGAGAAGAGUGUGGGGAGUGACACCAGUGUCCUCUGGCUGUGGCUCUCUCAGGAGCUGGAGAAAGCAGGAGAAGAAAGAGCUGUGUCAACUUCAGGACUCACCAGAAAGGUAUGGGCACAAUGUCAUGUAACCGGAGGGUAUAUCAUCUGGCUGUAUGUAUAUACAUGUAGGAGGUGGAGCAGCUCAUCAGGACUGCACUGGCCACAUACAGUGCCGACCGUAUUGCCAAGUUUGACUAUUCUCUGGAGAACUCUGGCGGUGUGGUGGUGAGCAGCUCUGACACCUACCCACCUGCCCUGGAGACAUACAGUCUCAUGGGUGUCCCUCUCUGGACUGUCCCCAGCUCCCCCAAGGCCAUCAUACAGCCUGGUGUAUAUCCAGGUGACUGCUGGGCCAUGAACGGGGUUACAGGCUAUGCCUUGAUCAGGUUGAAGGAGGCAGUGGUGGUGACAGGUGUGACAGUUGAACACAUCCCCAAGGACCUCACUCCCUCUGGCAGUCUCACCAGUGCCCCCAGAGAGUUCAGGAUACUGGGGAAGAAUGAGACAGAGCUGGUCCACGAGGGAGAAACACUGGGGCAGUUUACCUACACCAUUGAUGGCACACCUAUUCAAGAGUUCCCUGUCAGAGAUGAGGGGAAAGCCUACACCCACAUUCUGUUUGACUUUCUCUCCAACCACGGCAAUGAGCUCUACACGUGUGUGUACCGUGUGAGGGUACACGGCCACCCAGUGUCACCCUCUACCUGACAAUUACCCCUCACAUUUCACCCUCCUCCUCUAUAGCUCCUUUACUAUACAUCAAUCAUCCGCUCACAUUAACACUGAUUCAUUCAAAUAGGGAGUGACUAUUUAGGGUAUUUUGCAUGUUUUUCACUCUCUGCAGGUAUAUAUGCUCUUUUUCUUUGAUUUCCACUCCAUGUACAUGUGCACUUGCUUAUUUAGUUAUUCAUUGAGUGUUUAGGAUGUAAGUGCUGGGAGGAAUAGCUCUCUUCAUUGGGUUACUCAGAUAAACACAUUUUCGUUUUCAAAGGCAUGACAUGCCAUUCACCCAAUUAAUUUAAUCAGGUUAGAAAGAGAUGUA